UGACAUACAUUGGCAUCAGUACAUCCAUCCUGAGAUGUGAAUAAAGGUGUCCAACCUCUUCUUGGUAUACUUCGUCUUGUUAUCAUUAACACAAGUACCUACAAUUGUAUAUCCUGUGUAUCAAUCAUCAACAUGGCGCCCAAAGGAUUUGCCAUACUCAUCGGCGCAGGACCGACAUCCGGCGCAGGCAUUGCCCGCGUUCUCGCGAGUCCUCAACACGGCAACCUCGCCGUCGCUCUACUCGCAAGGAAUCCGGACAAUCUCCAGAAUCUUGCAUCCAACCUUCGAAAAUCGUCUAACGGCAUCCUUCAUCCCUUCCCCACAGACACCCAGCCCGACAACCUCCGGAGAGCCUUCCAACAGAUCGCCGAUCACCCAGACUUCAAGGACCUGAAGCUGAAGUUGGCCAUCUACCACGUCAAGAACUCGAGCCGGAAACCGUUUCUUGAGGAGACCCCCGAGGCGUUCAACGACAGCAUGAGUACCUACACCACCGGUGCCGUCGUCUUCGCGCAGGAGGCGCUGAAGCUUAUGUACGCCCAGAACGGCGGGCAGACACUCCUCGCAGACACCGAAGGCGCGAAGAAGGGCACAGUCAUUUUCACGGGCACACUGGGGGCCCUGCGCACAAAUCAGCAAUACGCCGCCUACGGUGCCUCUCGAGCGGCGGCGAGGAUGGUGGCGCAGUCUAUCGCGAAGGAGCACAGCAAGUUUGGCGUACAUGUUGUCCACGCCAUCGCCAACGGCGGGAUCAUUGACGAGGAGAACGAAAACACAAAGACUGGCAAGAGUAUACGUGCGGAAGACGUUGGCGAGUUGUACUUGUGGCUGUCACAGCAACCCAGCUCGUUGUGGACUCAUGAGCUGGACAUGAGACCGGCACAAGAGACUUUCUGAUGCUGCCGGGGAGCCGCGUGGGAACUUGGCAGACCUUCAUAAUUGUAACCUAGUUUAAGAGGCUUCUUUUUUGCACGCAGUCUCUCAGGCGGCGCUCCACCAGGUGCGAUGAUGUAUGGUAGAUGGUCAGGGACUCAAUCCGAGACAAAACUUCGGGCAAGACAUCGCGAUGGACACGUUGAAUCUGAAUUUUGCAUACUUACUGAUGGUCUACAACUCAACAUGGCGAUGUGUUGUAAAACAGGACAAGAGAAAUGAGAAUAAGAGUAAGACUUUU
This is a messenger RNA of Colletotrichum destructivum, 1174 nucleotides long. RefSeq names its product Putative short-chain dehydrogenase/reductase SDR, NAD(P)-binding domain superfamily. Bases 133 to 897 code for a protein of 254 amino acids. The transcript has a single exon. The record is from RefSeq and is a predicted model, not a curated record. NCBI's taxonomy places the organism in Eukaryota, Fungi, Ascomycota, Sordariomycetes, Glomerellales, Glomerellaceae.